Messenger RNA from Geodia barretti, 1346 nucleotides. NCBI's taxonomy places the organism in Eukaryota, Metazoa, Porifera, Demospongiae, Tetractinellida, Geodiidae. The record is from the annotation of a GenBank genome assembly.
UUUGGAUAGUGAUGAUGAGGGAUACACGCCUACUACAUGCACCGAUUGCGCGCAUGCGUAUCAUGGCAGUUGAUGCGCAUGCGCGUGGGCAGCACAGCGACUCGAUCCUACAGUCCCCUCUCUUGUUGCUGGAUGGAAGUCACUAGACGAAAUUUUCCAAGUGCUCUUCUAGAGAUUUCCUCUUUGUUGCCGAGGAGUUGUCUAGUGUCUUUCGAUUGUGAAUUUACUGGUCUGCGAGGUAAUGAUACAAGAGAAGAAUGGGAGGAUACUCCUGAAGAAAGAUACUCCAAACUCAGAGAUGGCUGCUCAGAAUUCUGUCUGAUCCAGUACGGCAUCUGUUUGUUUGUAAAACAAGAAAACGAGUAUGAGGUGUUCCCAUUCAAUUUCUACUUGUUUCCUUGUCAUUCACUGGGACGCAGGUUGGAUAGGUGUUUUCGUUGCCAGCCUUCUAGCCUGAAAUUGCUUUCAAACUCAGGACUUGACUUCAACAAGUGGAUUAGGGAAGGUAUACCAUACAUGAGAGAGACAGACGAGUUAUGGUGGAAAAGAAGAAGAAAAGAAGCUGAAGAACCAUCAGACGAAGAACUUAAUCAGUGUUUAGGAUUCUCUCGAGUAUUUAAAAUCAUCGCUGACUCGAAUAUUCCCGUAGUUGGGCACAGUGUACUGCUGGAUCUUCUGCACACAUAUUCUCACUUCAUUGAUGAUCUUCCAAAGGAACUUGAAGCAUUUAAGAGUGAAAUAAACAGGAGACUCACUAGGUACGUGCUGGUGAUCUUUACUUUAAGGAGAUUUGAUGAGUAUGUAUUUUAGUGUAAACAUGCAUUAUUCUACUACAUUACUGCGUGUGUGUGUACACACAAACCAAGUUAAUUGUCCUAGUAUAGACAAUAGAAUGAGGAGAGACCAUAACCUAUGGCCAGAUUAACACCACAAUAUUAUGUAACUGUUUGAGGCAAAAAAACACAUACUGAACAUCUACACAGCUUUCUGCCCAUAUCUCACACUACGACAUUAUGUUAGUAAGACCCAAGGAUGCUGUUACAAAGGAUUCUCUGGUAUCGCAUUCCAUUUAAGAACUGUGAUAGUGCAUAUUAUAUGGCACAGAUGUAAAGAUUGUGUGGAGUGCUACUGAGAGAGCAUCAGACAGGCGUUUUCACUGGGGACAGUGAAAAGUACUCCAUGAGCAGAGCACAUCCCUAAAACUGAACGUUACUGGAGUAAUGUCAUACUUGGCAUCAUGCCAGUUUUUAGACCAACCCUUGCUUCAGAGUCAUUGUAGUAUGUCCAAAACGAGGUCAAAGCAAAGCAAAUAAACUACAAGUACUGUAGUAAGUAUGUACACACUG